Molecule: messenger RNA, 4028 nt
Organism: Thunnus maccoyii (southern bluefin tuna)
Lineage: Eukaryota; Metazoa; Chordata; Actinopteri; Scombriformes; Scombridae
Gene: foxo6b
Product: forkhead box O6 b
Exons: 2
Coding region: 867-3092 (741 amino acids)
Biological process (GO): regulation of transcription by RNA polymerase II
Cellular component (GO): nucleus
Molecular function (GO): DNA-binding transcription factor activity, RNA polymerase II-specific; RNA polymerase II cis-regulatory region sequence-specific DNA binding
Source: RefSeq, a predicted model, not a curated record
UCCAGGCUACAGUUAAGUGGCUUGAAGCCUGCAGAGACUACACGGGCUUGUAGUAUAAAGGCAGAGCAAUAGGAAGAGAGACGGUACCCAUGUGACAUGUGAACGGAAAAGCUAAAGACAAAGGUAGAAAUAUCUACUAUAAGAAGUGAAGCGUCUGGCGGCGUGCAGAGGAGACACAGAGGAUGCUCCAAAUCAAAUCCAUGAAGGCAUUUUUUUUUCUCGUCUGGAAAUUCACGGCUUCAUAUAAAUGAUUCAUGAGAGCCUGUUUCUAUUUGUAAGGGAGUAAUUGCGCUCGCAGUGAGUUUUCAUUUCAGCUGAAGCCGGUCACCAGCCAAUCUGCAGAGAGACGGUAGAAAAAAAGCUGGGAUGAGACCCUGGAGAAAAUUAUAAAGUCAAUUAAUUUGGGAGUUGAUAAGCGUUCCUUUUAACCUGCACUGGACCUCAUCUGUCAAAGGGAUCAACUGUUGCUGCAGCCGGAGCGAGCUCAGAGACAUUCUCCAAGUGUGUCUGGCUUUCAUAAUGGAUGUUUGACCGUCACUUGGUCCUGCAUGCAGCCACACAGCCGGUGUUGUGCAAUUAACAUGGAAGAGAGACUGAUACUGUUGUUGAUGCCUCGGAUACACCUUCAUCUGUCCUGAUGUGAUGCCACAUUGUUGCACCAAGGAGAAUGAUAAUAUCCCACACCGCUGCCGGCUUUUACAUGUUGGUUGAUCAUCUCUGUGUGUGAAACAAUACAGUUUGUUCUUUUUUCUUUUGUACAAGGGCACAGUUUGGGCAUUUUAACUCACUGGCAGACGUCAAAAUUGACAAGCUUUUUGUUAUAGUGACCUUGCCCGGUUUUGACAUCUAUUCAGCGGGAGAUCAUCAUGCUGAUGAUGAUGGAGAACAGCGGCAUGGAUGCGCAUCAGGUUGAUAUCGAUUCGGAAUUUGAGCCUCACAGCCGGUCGCGGUCGUGCACCUGGCCGCUGCCGUGUCCGGAGGAUUUCCCCGGGGGAGAAGAGGCGAGCCGAGGUCUGGCCCUGGCAUCGGUCAAAGUGGAGCAGUACAACGUGCCCGCAUGCCGGGCCGAGAGAAAGGGCGGCGCACCGGCGGAGAUCAAGCACCCAGCCGGCGCCCCGGCCCCGGUCGUGGCCGCUCCUGCCUGCAUGUCCGGGGCUGCGCUCGACGUGGCCGGCCAGCUGCGCAAAGCCAAGUCCUCCCGGCGGAACGCGUGGGGAAACCUGUCAUAUGCAGACCUCAUCACCCGUGCCAUCGAGAGCACCCCGGAGAAGAGACUCACCCUGUCCCAAAUUUAUGACUGGAUGGUUCGCUUUGUUCCUUAUUUCAAGGAUAAAGGCGACAGCAACAGUUCAGCCGGAUGGAAGAAUUCGAUCAGGCACAAUCUGUCCCUGCACAGUCGCUUCAUCCGUGUGCAAAACGAAGGGACGGGGAAGAGUUCCUGGUGGAUGCUGAACCCAGAAGGAGGGAAGAUGGGCAAGGGACCCAGACGACGUGCAGCCUCUAUAGACAACGGCACCCGCUUUCUGAAGACCAAGGGUCGCAUUAGCAGGAAGAGAGCGGGGGCCAUAGGCCUUGGUCGGGGACAAGGUCAGGGACCUGGACCUGCAAUGCAGGGCUCUCCAGAGCAUGGCAGUCCAGCUGGGAAAGGAGGUGUUGGCAUGGGGGGUGAGGAGUACGACACCUGGACAGAUCUCCAUUCUCGCACCUCCUCCUCUGCCUCCACCCUGAGUGGCUGUCUGUCCCCGAUCCUGGCUGAGGCAGAGGCUGAUGAACCAGAGGAGGGGGGGCUGUCCUGUUCAGCCUCACCACGACUGUACCCCAGCCCCACCAGCACCCGCUCCCCGGCCCUGGGCACUGGAGGCCACUGCCCCACUGUGGAGCUGCCACAGCUGACUGAUCUGACUGGGGCUAUCAGUCUAGACGAGAGCGGCUAUCCCCAGCCACCGCAAAUCAAAUGCAACGGAUAUCCCUACGUGCCUGGGCCCAAGGCAGAGGGCUCCUACUGCGGGCCUAUGUAUGGGCAACCCUCUAUGGGUAUGCUCCGGCACCACACUCCCAUGGAGACCAUCCAGGAAAACAAGCCAACCAGCUUCCAGCGCCCAAUGAGGGGCUACUCAGAGACCAAUGCUCUGCAGAGUCUUCUUACUGGAGGUCCUCCGUAUUGCAACAAAGACACAGUGCUGGGCCAGGGACGGGAAACACACACACUAAUGACACAGGGAACCAAUGGCAUUCACAACCAGCACAGCCACAAUCAGAAUCGAAGCCACAAUCAUAACCACAGUCACAGCCAGGAUCACGCACACAAUGCCAGUCUACACAAUGGCCACGGCUCAGUCCAUGACCAGAACACAACCCACCAUCAGAACCACAAUCAGGGUCACAAACACCAAGCCAGCCUCGACUACAGCCACAGCCACAAACCCCACCCCGCCCAUGACUACGGUCCGAGUCAGGAGCACGGUCACAGUAACAAAGUAAACCCCAGCCAUGACCACAACCCUCGCUCUAGCCAGAGCCACAUGCACAACCACAACCCCCACAACCCUCAUAACCCUAUGCACAGUGGGCCUCACCCCCAGGCCCUCUCCCCACGGGUGAGCACUGACAUACUGCAGCCCUACAGCCUCAAGACCUCUAACCACUACGGGCCCCGUCCUCACCUCCCCACAUCGCCAUCCCUGCCACCUAACCCUGCUGGUGUCAUGGACGUUCCCCAGGACCCUUGCCGCCUGGCGUCUGCACCUCACCCCCGUCACCAGCCUUACCCCGGAGCUCACCAUCAGGGUAUGACCGACUCCUGGCACGGCUACUACCACAACAACCACCAGUCGGGGAACACUGGUUACCAGGGGCAACAGCACAACUCCCAUAGUAGAAUGGCUGCUAACUUGGAGAUGGAGAACGUCCCCAACAGCCUGGACUGUGAUGUAGAUUCCAUCCUGCUCAAUGACUUUAUGGACACAGAGAGCAUGGACUUUAACUUUGACGGCUCUCUGUCCCAAGGCGUGGGCAUGGGGAUGGGCAUGAGCUUAGGGGCGUUUGCUUGCCCUCCACCGGCGCACAGCAACCAGAGCUGGGUGCCAGGGUGAACCCAGGCCCAAGGGCUUGCAUAAACACAUGACUGGAACGCUCACCCAGUGGGCCAGGCUGCUGGUGGGCUGUACCCUUGGACUGACUGACUGUGAUUCUGUUUCUCUGAGACUGUAGAACAAAAUACGUAUUGUCAUUUUGUUUCCUGGGGACUCCCUACACACCCACAUCCUACUCUUCCUCUCUUUCUCCCCCCUUUUUAUAAAGCCUUCUGUCUCCAUAUUGAACCUGCCCCCAAUGAGCCCAUCGCUAAAGCCCCCACUGUUCAUGCCCUUCAGUUAUUUUUUUUGUUUUUUUUUAUGCUCUCCUCCCAAUGUCGUCCUGCCUGUCCCAAGCUCUCAAGCACUUUACAUCCAUCCUUUCAUUCAGAUGCAGUAACACAAAGACCAGGCAAAGUCACGUUGUUUGUUGGCUUAAGUUUAAUGUAUGCAAUCCACUUUACAGUAUUAUCUCCUCCUACAAAGGAGGUGUUGUUUUUGACUUGAGAACAUGAUCAAACAGCUGCAUAAAUAGGUUUCAAUGUAGAGGUGUUCUCAGAUUGGGGGUUAUAAGGCAGGGGAGGCUUUGAGGUUUAAGGAUGAAGAAAAAAGGAGGUUUUUUUAGAAGAAGUGGGAAUAAGAACUAAAGGGAUGGAGGGAUAGAAAGGAAGGAAACUCCAGGGUCAGUGUGACUUCUCCUCUCUCGGUGGACAGCGGUGUUUCCUGUUCUGCUCAGUGCAGCAGGACAGUCAUCCAUCAGGCAACCAUCAGCACCACUCCAUUGAAAUGCAACGUCCCUUCUUUAAUCUCCAAAGUAAUGCCAGAGUGAUGCAUCACUAUUGCAAAUCUAAUGUGCCACUCUGUGUUUUUUCAACCCCCCCCUCUCCCUCUUCAACUCCGGACACACCGGCUUAAUGUGUUUUGGCGAAAGUGAUGAUUAAAGUCACUCUGCACUAA